CGCCUGCAUGUGUAUCAAAGGUUGGCACACUGAUGCGCUUGCUGAAACCGCGUUAUUUUGUGUGCGAGGCUGGUCUAAGUAACGUGGCAUUCACUUUUUAUCGACUGACUUUUGUGGGAGAGUAGAUUUGUUUUUUAAGAAAAUCGCGUGUUGAUAAAAUGUGAUGGGCGGCGACGGGAGUAAAAAUAAGGAAUCAGCAUCGCUGGUGAAGAGGAGAUCCCUGUCUCUCCCGGCUCAGCUUGUUCAUCACAGUCUAUUUAGACGCAGCGCCCAGCACAGAGAAUACCCCGUCUCUGAGCAAUCUCGGCCCUCAGACUCAAACCCUGAGGGGCCUCGUGUAGAGUGGACACUGCCGGGCUUUAUUUCCAUUUUCCUGCCGGAAUUUCCUCACAGGUUUACUGGGCAUAAGCAUUUACAGAUUCUUGGUUUUGUAGCUAAAGGCUCGUUUGGUCCAAUCCUGAAGGUGAAGGACAUGUCUAAAGAUGAGACUUAUGCUAUUAAGGUUUUACCCAAAGCUGAGGUUUUGAGACAUGGAGUCCUCCAGCAGUCCAAAGAGGAGGUGAUCAUUCAACGACAAGUCAGACAUCCUUUCCUCCUCAGUCUCCGGGACUGUUGGCAGAGCCAGAGCAAUCUCUUCAUCAGUGAGUCACACCACACACAUACCCACUGUCCCACUCCUUAUUUUCCUUGCACUCAUUUCGCUUUCAGAAAAGGGAAUUGUAGAAUAGACACAUUAAUGCUGUCUCAUUUAGGUCACCUAUGCUUGACUGAUUUCGGGCUGUCUCGCCGUCUUGAGCACGGGGAUAGAGCUUUUACUAUCUGCGGCACAAUACAGUACAUGGCUCCUGAGGUCCUGAGCGGCGGUCCGUACAGCCACGCUGCAGACUGGUGGUCUCUUGGUAUUCUUCUCUAUGCUCUAGCCACUGGAGGGUUUCCUCUGCCUGCGGAAGCAGAUCACUGUGAUAUGCUGGCCAGUGUCAGUGAGUGUCCAUAUGACAUGCCUGCAAGCCUCAGUCCAGCUCUGGCCUUCCUGCUCAUAGAGCUUCUGUGCAAGAUCCCCACACGUCGCUUACACUGCCUGGAGCUCUUCCAGAGCCAGAAGUUUUUCCACGGCAUGUCUUUUGACUCCCAGCUGCUGCAGAAAAGUCCCAUUGAGCCAAUCCUCGAGCUGAAGAAUCAUCCUGACCGACCGGAAAGGUCAAUGCGAGGUUUAACAUUAGACCUGCUUCAGAAUUUUGAGUGUGACCUACUGAACUCUCCAUCCACCCCUGCAGAUUUGUCUCCUACCUUAAUGAAGAUUAAGGUAAAUGAAGACACAGCAGGGGCUAAAACAAAAGCUAUAGGAACCAAUUCUCCGUGAAAACAGAAAACCGAAAUGAACUCAUUUUUUCUCUCUGUAACAUUUAGUGUUUUGCCAAAGAUGAGAUAAAACGGCACAGUAUUUUUCUAAUAGUUCACCCGCAAAUCAGUCUAUGUGAUCUAUGUGAUCAGUCUUGUCAAUAACAAGUAUUACUACAGAGUCUUAUUUAAUAAUCAUAUUUCUUUUCAUCUGAAUAUACAGAAAGCGUAUUAGAUUUUUAACAAUGUUACCUCUGUUUUGAAAGUUAAGUUUUGCCCUAGUAUAAGGCAAUAUUUGUCUUAAUAGUAUAUGAACUGUUGGGUUUUAUUUAGUUCCUGUGUAUAAAGGAAAGGAGUAUAUAAUUUCAAUUAUUAUUAUUUUUAUAUCGGUUACAGUGAUGCCCAGUUUACUGUGGCACCAUAAGGGUGAUAAUCUGUGACAAAUAGAUUGUGACCUUUUUAGACACAAUAUUGCCAGUUACUUUUUUGGAAAUAAUAGUUCCAAAUGAAGCCAAAGCUGAAUCAACUU
This is a messenger RNA of Sinocyclocheilus grahami, 1867 nucleotides long. RefSeq names its product putative serine/threonine-protein kinase F31E3.2. The transcript has 9 exons. The record is from RefSeq and is a predicted model, not a curated record. Gene Ontology annotation, biological process: protein phosphorylation. Gene Ontology annotation, molecular function: ATP binding; protein kinase activity. NCBI's taxonomy places the organism in Eukaryota, Metazoa, Chordata, Actinopteri, Cypriniformes, Cyprinidae. The coding region runs from base 164 to 1360 and encodes 398 amino acids.